Molecule: messenger RNA, 2827 nt
Organism: Dermacentor silvarum
Lineage: Eukaryota; Metazoa; Arthropoda; Arachnida; Ixodida; Ixodidae
Gene: twf
Product: twinfilin-1
Exons: 8
Coding region: 296-1339 (347 amino acids)
Biological process (GO): regulation of lamellipodium assembly; actin filament depolymerization; barbed-end actin filament capping
Cellular component (GO): myofibril; cytoplasm; actin filament
Molecular function (GO): actin filament binding; actin monomer binding
Source: RefSeq, a predicted model, not a curated record
CGAAAGCGUUGCGAAGCUGGGCAGUCGGGGCAGUGAUCGGGGUCGGGCUACGCACGGUCGGUCGUGAUCGGGGCAGUGGGACUUGAACGUCGCGUUGCUAUCGCUGCUGCGUAAGAAAUCAGCGUCUGCGUUACCGCCUCCGCAUGAAGCGUCAGCGAUACUGCGCGCACCGGUGUGUGUAAACUGAAACGUGCUGCCAAGCUGCAAGGGGCCGCUUUGAAUAUCCGGCUGGGUGUGUUGGCGAGACGGCGAUAACAACAAAAUCCCGCUCUGCUAGUAGACAACCGCAAGCAGGAUGUCCCACCAAACCGGAAUACAAGCAAACGCCGAAUUGAGGCAGUUUUUUGGCAAGUGCCGCGGUGGCAGCGUCCGCGUCUUCAAAGUCUCAAUCGUUGACGAGGAAUUAACGCUGCUUGAUCAGAAGCCGCCGAAGGACAACUGGGAGAAAGACUAUGACACCCUCGUGCUGCCCCUGCUUGAACGGGGUCAGCCGUGCUACCUGUUCUACCGCCUGGACUCCACCUGUCCGAAUGGAUACGACUGGCUCUUCAUUAGCUGGUCACCCGAGGACUCGCCCGUGCGUCAAAAGAUGUUGUACGCAUCAACCAAAGCGACCUUGAAGAAGGAGUUUGGCGGGGGCAACAUCACGCACGAACUGUUUGGCACGUCACGCGACGAGAUGCGCCUGCAGGGUGUGCGACGAGUGCUGGCGUCGGAGCACGAGAUGUCGCCUGCUCCGUUGACACAGGCUGAGCAAGAGUUGCGUCACAUUCGCCUCGGCGAGGCUACAGAAACUGCUGGUGUGGACUCUCGGCACCAGACUCUUCGCGGCCUGCAGUUCCCCAUUUCGGACGACGCAGUGGCAGCACUCUUCGACCUCAAGGGUGGCGCUGUCUCCUACGUUCAGUUGAACAUAGACCCAGCCAAGGAAGAAAUCAACCUGGAGGUGCGCGACAAUGUCACGGUCGACAGGUUGGCACAGCGUGUUCCUCGUGACCAUCCCCGCUACCACCUGUUCCUCUUCCCCCACAAGCAUCAGGGCGAGAAAUUCAAGAGCAUUGUGUUCAUCUACUCCAUCGCCGGCAGCGAGUGCCCCGUCAAGGAACGCAUGCUCUACUCCAGCUGCAAGCUCCCCCUGGUGGACACCAUCGAGACGCAGGUUGGCGUGCCCAUCACCAAGAAGGUGGAAAUCGAUGACCCGAGUGAGCUGAAUGAGGCCUUCCUGAUCGACCAGCUGCACCCAAAGCAGAACAUCUGCAAGCAAAAAUUUGCCAAGCCCAAGGGACCGGCCAACCGUGGUGCUCGACGCCUCAUCCGGACUACUGAUCCCGAAAAUUGACGCCCAUGGAGCAGCCCGUUUUUAGGCCCCUGUUUUCCGUCUGCCUGGCAUUGUGACCAGGUGGUGUGGCCUCGGUGCGGCGGUGUUGUGAGAAGGACAGGCAGUGCAGCUGCUGAACGUCAUCCCUGGUGCAAGAGCAUAGGCACGCGCAUUCUGCUCUGGCUGGCGCACGAGCGUGCAGUUUGUGUCUUCCUUGGUGAAUGCGAAUGCAGCACUGCUGCUGUCACACUAUGCAAUGUUUGCCCCUUGAUGAAGGUGGUUAGCUUAACCAGCCAUCUCACGACAGUGCCUGGCUUAGUACAGUGAAAUCUGGUGUUUAGCUGAUCAAGCAUAUUCGGUAAAGAGGAAUGAGUGGACACAGCCUUACAGCCUUUUUGAGUUUAUCUUGGUUAUCUGCCUCAAUUGAGUGAGGCUGCUGAAGAAGCGAGCCAGUCACUGAAGUCAUUUCCCUCAUAUUUCUUGGUGGAUUGUGUGGUCAGGCAGUAUUCAGGCAGUUUGAAAGGGUUUGGUGUCUGUUGUCCUCUCUCAAGGCAAUCUUCCUCAUAGCACUUAAUACUUAAAAGAUGUGCUGCUACAUCUACCGUUGCAGUUGAGACAGCCGUAAGCUGGUGCUAAAAAGGUGAAGUUCCCAAUACACCUCUGUACAAUGGCAAAGAUACCUGAGAAAUUGAAUUGGGAGAAUGGCUUUUGUCGCUGGUAAGUUCAUGGAGUGUUGCACGUGACAUGCAUGCUUGCACUUGCAAGGCAUACCAGAAGUGUUUUAUUUAUUUUGGAAAAGAAACAGUAAUGAUUCUGUAAUUACAACAUCGUAAUUCCUCUAUGAUUUCUAUGGUUUCAGUGAUCGUUGGCCACAUUUUUAUAUGUGUGUCAUGUGGUCCUUGUUUGCUCUGGUUUUUAAUCAGACCUGUGAAAAUAGGCAUACUUGAAUUUUUUAGAGAUCUUUAUUUUCAUUUUCUUAUCGCACUAGAGCUUGACAUGCAUACAGGUUAAUUACAUUUCUUGCUGAUUAAGAUGCAGAAAACGUGUGAUUGCUGAUGCUUGUGUUUGCACGAGAGUGUUGGCCCCCUGGCAGGGUAGUUUUUGAUGCGGUCUGGCAAACACUAGAGUGUGAAGGUGUGGUGUCUGAUUUCUCUGCAAGAUUUCUAACUCUUACACUGAGAUAUUGUGGCACACUUUGUGUCUUGCAUAUGUGCGUGCAUCAUCAGUGCACGCAAUAGUAUCUGCUGAGCACUUUUGCAUGCCUUGGCCUGUCUUGCGAGAGCAAGAGUUGAGGUAGGGACAGUCGCCUGGCAAAAGAUGCUGCACUUGAUUAAACCAAAAUGUGUUUUCUUGCAUCAUAGGUUUGCUGCUCUUAAGAUGCCUUUGUCAUCAGCUAUUGUAGCAUAUUCUAUAAAGAAAAUGGAAAUGAAAAAAAAAAACACUACUACAGCGUUGUUCACUUGUACCUUUGGUGUCUGCCUCAAUUGAAUGAAGCUACUGAAAAAGCGA